This is a messenger RNA of Colletes gigas, 2532 nucleotides long. It is a transcript of the gene ncm, whose product is annotated as pre-mRNA-splicing factor CWC22 homolog. The record is from RefSeq and is a predicted model, not a curated record. Gene Ontology annotation, cellular component: catalytic step 2 spliceosome. The transcript is spliced from 2 exons. Bases 204 to 2348 code for a protein of 714 amino acids. Gene Ontology annotation, biological process: mRNA splicing, via spliceosome. Gene Ontology annotation, molecular function: RNA binding; protein binding. NCBI's taxonomy places the organism in Eukaryota, Metazoa, Arthropoda, Insecta, Hymenoptera, Colletidae.
UGUCGUGCUUUUCGUGCGAUCAAAUGAUUUGUAGAAUAUUUGUAAUUUAACAUAACGACUACUUAAAUGAGAAAAAGUAAUAUUUCGAGAAUUGAAUAUCAAUUUAUGCAUUUUCGUCGAAAUUGGUUAGGAAUAAUCUUUUGAGGUUAUUCCACAUAAAAAAGUAGGAAAGUUGUGAAUAAAUUGUAGAUUCUAGAUUAAAAAUGAAAAGAUCACAUUCUAGAAGAGACAGAACCGAGUAUGACAGAGACUAUCAUAGACGCAGUUCACGAGAUCGACAUUACCACGAUAGAAGUAGCAGAAGAAACGAUCGAUAUAGAAGAAAUUAUAACUCCGACGAACCAUAUAGAGAGACGCAAUCUUACAGACGACAAGACGUAACAGCCACAAGAGAACACGAAGAAGAAAAAACAAGGAGAUACGAAAAAGAUAAAGUUAUGGACAGAGAAAUGGAGAAAAAAGAUGGAAAAAAUGCUUCUCGCGAGGCAGAAAGACAAAGUCGAACUGUCGAGUUAUUAACUUCUAAAACUGGCGGUGCUUACAUUCCACCUGCAAAGUUACGUAUGAUGCAAGCAGAAAUUACUGAUAAAUCAGGCGCUGCGUAUCAACGUAUCGCGUGGGAAGCUCUAAAGAAAUCUAUACACGGUUAUAUUAACAAAGUGAACGUCAGUAAUAUCGGACUUAUAACUCGAGAGAUUUUGAAAGAGAAUAUUGUCAGGGGUAGAGGUUUGCUUACUCGAUCUAUAAUUCAAGCUCAAGCGGCAUCGCCUACCUUUACUUCCGUUUACGCAGCCUUAGCUGCGAUCAUUAAUUCUAAAUUCCCCAAUAUCGGUGAGUUAAUACUAAAACGUCUCGUAAUACAGUUUAAACGUGGUUUUAGAAGAAACGACAAACCUCUCUGUAUAUCUUCUGGAACGUUCAUAGCACAUUUAGUGAAUCAAAGAGUGGCGCAUGAAAUCUUAGCUUUAGAAAUUUUAACGUUAUUGGUAGAAACGCCGACAGACGAUUCUAUCGAGGUAGCAAUUGCAUUUUUGAAAGAGUGCGGUAUGAAAUUAACCGAAGUGUCUAGGAAAGGUAUCGAAGCCAUAUUCGAGAUGUUAAGAAAUAUAUUACACGAAGGACAAUUAGAUAAAAGGGUACAGUAUAUGAUAGAAGUUAUGUUUCAAGUGAGAAAGGAUGGAUUCAAAGAUCACGAAGCUGUCCCAGAGGAACUUGAUCUCGUCGAGGAAGAAAAUCAGUUUACUCAUUUAGUUACAUUGGACGAAGCAACCGAUUCUCAAGAUAUAUUAAACGUUUUUAAGUUCGACGCAGAAUACGUUAGCAACGAGGACAAAUAUACGCAGUUGAGUAAAGAGAUAUUAGGUUCGGAUGUCAGUGGUUCAGAAAGCGAAGACGGCGACGAGGAUGACAGUUCGGACGAAGAUGGCAGCACCGCUGCAGCAGAAGGAAAAGAAGAUGUGAUCGUAGACAACACCGAAACAAACUUAACUGCUCUUAGAAGGACAAUAUAUUUAACGAUACACUCGUCGCUUGAUUUUGAAGAAUGUGCACACAAAUUGAUGAAAAUGCAGCUAAAACCUGGCCAAGAAACUGAACUCUGUCACAUGUUUUUGGACUGUUGCGCAGAAAUGAGAACAUACGAGAAAUUCUUUGGGCUUCUGGCUGGUCGAUUUUGUGCCAUCAAUAAAAUGUACGUUACGCCAUUCGAGCAAAUUUUUCGUGAUUCGUAUCACACGAUUCAUCGUUUGGAUACAAAUAAGCUACGUAACGUGUCCAAGUUUUUCGCCCAUUUGCUGUUCACCGAUUCUAUAUCGUGGGAAGUGUUGUCUUGUAUAAAAUUGACCGAAGAGGACACGACAAGUUCUAACAGAAUAUUUAUAAAAAUCUUGUUUCAAGAGCUUUCGGAGUAUAUGGGACUAUCCAAGCUCAAUCAACGCGUCAAAGAUGUUACGUUGCAAGAAGCGUUCGAAGGAUUGUUUCCCAGAGACGAUCCGAAAAAUACUCGUUUCGCUAUAAACUUUUUCACGUCUAUCGGUUUGGGCGGGCUCACGGACGAUUUGAGGGAACAUUUAAAAUCUCACCCAAAGCCCACGAUAAUACCUGUAAUAGAACAAAACAGCGAGAGCGUUUCAAAUUCCAACGAGUCCACGCCUGCUAGUUCACACGUAUCAUUGUCAUCGUCUUUGUCCUCUAGUACUUCCAGCUCUGACGAUUCUGAUGUAUCCUUGGAGAAAGAGGUAACGAAAUCGAAGAAAAAGUUACGAAAGGAACAGAAGAAAAAGCAAAUUGAAAAACAGAAGAAGCAGAAGCAGAAACAGAAACAUAAAAAGAAAAGAAAAGAGAAAUGAAAUUGAAAAGUACAGGAUCUAUCUAAAUAGAAUCCAUAGUACAAUGAUUUCUUGUGCAAAAAAGAAUUUAAACUUUCCCUUGUAGCCUGAUCGUCAUUUUCUAAGCCUUUUCGACUUGCGUCUGAAACAAGCUGUAAAUUAAAUUAAGCAUUUUAAUGCUCGAUGAUAUAAAUAUGUAUCUAUU